ACUGCUCACAACUUGAAAAAGUGAAUAUGGCGAGUCUUGGGGGCCAACACGAAAAUAUUUCGAAUAAUCCAGAAGUGGAAAACACAUCCAAGCGACCGGAGAGCCGCGAGGGCAGCGCCGAGCGAAAAGCCCACGCAUUCGCACCUGCCAAGUCGGCGGUAAAGAGCACAACGACAACGGUCUGCGGCGCCGGCGCAACCUUGCAUUGGUUUGCCCAGGUGGGCGGCGGCGGCACCUCGUCCGAAGAAGACACUCAAGCGUCCAAAGACCGCGAGGAGAAGCUGAAAUAUGCACGCGACCGACAGAACGAGGAGCGACAGCGUAAGAUCGAGGAGUUGCGCGCCCAGGCGGAGGCCGCCCAGCGGUACCGGGAACAGAAGGAGGAGGAGCGACGGCGGCGCAUCGAGGAGAUACGCGUACGUGACACAGAGAAGCGCCAUCAGGUGGAGGAGCGCAAGAAGGCCAUCUUUGAGGCCGAGAAGGAGCGUCGCGAGUACAUUCUCAAAAAGAAUCAGGAACGCGAUUCCCGAAUAGAAGUCAAGAAGCGGGACAGAAACUCCAUUGGCUUUGCCUUUGGCUCCUCGACUCCUCGUCUGCUGGAUGUGCCCGCGGAUUAUGGCCUGGUAUCGCCUAGUGCCUUUUGGGGUCAGCGGAGGUCCACAUCUAUAUCGAACGUAGCGGGCGCCUCGCUCUCACGUCGAAGUUCAGAGCGUGAACUUGCCGACAGUGGUGCUAAGAAGCGUGCCUCCUCCUCCACGGACAGACACGACGAUCACCGACGAAAAUCCUCGUCCAUGUAUGAGGUAUUCAAUUGGGGCUACUCCAAUGAUGAGCCACCCAAGCGCUUCUCGCUCUCGAUCGCCGGCAGCGAGAUAAAUAUCGAUGGGCCGGCUAAUCCGCCCAGUUCCUCCUCCAACAAAGCAGCAAUAGCGCACAGACCCAAUCCGACAGCUACAACAAUUAUCACACCAAGCACCACAGGCUCAGGCCACAACAACAACUAUAACCAUAACUCGUAUCGUAAGGAAGAUAGCGUUGACACAUCACCCAUGGUGUUCCGAAGCGUUUACCGCAGGAAAACGGACCUCAUGCCGACAAUACCCAGCCCCCGAGACGGGCAUUACUACGGGUCGCGCAGCUCCCUGAGCACCACGCCGGCCAGAACCCCAGGACGGGCCUACUCGAUGAACCGCCUGGACCAGCUGGCGCAGCCCAUACGCCGCAAUGGGGAGCAUGUGCGGGCCAUUCUGGAGCGGGAACGCCGCGAACGAGAACUGGAGAUGCUGGACGAGACCUCCUCGCUGGGCGGCGGCAGUGGCGGGCGGAGAGGUCCGUCAAGAUCCCGACGAGCUGGAAGCGCCGGUAGCGGCAGUUCCAGUGCCGCUGGAAUCAUGUCACGCAGCAUGACCCACCUGGCCGGAGGCGGUGGCCAGCAGCGGGAACGAGGAAAGUACUCGCUGGGCGGCGGUAUAUCAACCAGCUUCCGGCCGCUGGCUAGCGGUGCCGGCGGGCAGCGGGACACCACCAGUAAGAGCAUGACACAGAUUAGCAGUUGGUCGGUUUAUGGCAGCACAGCACCACAACAACCCAAUUACCACCACAACCUGCACCAACGCCAGUCCACACUCGGGCUGCAAACUGCAGCGACUAAGAAAUACCUCCAGUCAUCAUUUGCCUCAACCUCAUCCUUCAACGCAUCCCUCCGCGCGAACGCGACUGGGCGUGGGCGUGGCCAGCAGCAGCAAUAUGCGAACUCUACUAACCCCCACCGUUUUUUCGAUUUCGAUCCCAACUCAUUGUUGCUCAUGAACUCUGCUAGUUUGUUAGUGAAUGCAGGCUCGCGUUCGGGAAAUGCCACGCCCGGCGGACACUACAACAGCAGCUCAAGGCCCGGCAGCGCCAUGUCCACAUCGACAAAUGUGUCCACAUCGGGUCUGGUGCCCAGGCGACCGGCAACGGCGCCAAGAAAACCCCGGCCCGCCAGCAUCGCUGGCACUGGCAUGUCUCUGGAUGAGAUCAACAAACUGAAGAAGGAUCAACAGAAGCCGCCCGUUAAGACGACAGCCGCCUCGCCAUCCGCACAAACGACCCCGAAACGAACUGCGAACCUAAUGUCCACAUCCAUGAUUGUGACCUCCAGCUCGACGCGACUGAGCAGCGCUGAGAAGAAGACGACAACGCCGAAAAGGGAACCCUUGGCACCCAAAGCGGCAUCCGCUUCCAAGGCUCUGUCAAGUCGCACGGCCAGCUCGGAGCGUAUUAGCCGGCUCAGCAAGGAGCCGAAAACCAAGGAUACCUCUGCAAUGACCCGGUCCAUGAUCGUCACGAGCAGCAGCAGCAGUAGCUCCACUAUGACGACAGCCACAAAGGCGGCUCCUGCAGCUCAAGCAGCACCUGCAACUGCACCCGCUCCCACUCCAGCUCCUGUUCCAGCUGCCGAGCAGAAUGGUCUGGCCAAGGAGGCUGAAAAGAAGCCAGCAGAGGUCCCAGUUCCAGCGGCUACAGCGGAACUGCCCGUUCCCGUGGCUCCCUCUGUAAGCAAGGCUGAGAAGGAGGCCCUGAACUCCUCGGAGAAGACAGAGGAAGUGGCGCGUCAGGAGGAGCAGGUUACCACCCUGCCAGUGGACUCUCUGCCCGAGGCUUUGGUUACCUCUGUUAACGUCGAAGAAAAGGCAGACGAGGGCACCGAGAAGGAGACGCCCAAACAGCCGCAGGAGCAGGCUGCACCCAAGAAGCCGCGCAGCAAGGAGAACUCCGAGGUGCGGGAACUGACGCCGCCGGAGGGCGGAGACCUGAUGACCGCUUCAAUGAUGGCCAAGAAGAUCACAACCGAGGAGGAGGCAAAGGCCGCAUUGGCCGAAAGACGACGCCUGGCCCGCGAGGAGGCUGAACGACAGGCGGAAUUGGAACGCCAACGACUAGAAGCAGAGCGUCUGGCCGAGCUAAAGGCUCAGGAGGAGGAGGCCGAGCGCCAGCGUCUGUUUGAGGAGGAAUCCACCCGCCUGGCUGAAGAGCAGCGUCGCGCUGAGGAAGAGCGCCUGCGCAAGGCCAUUGAGGAAGCCCAGCAGCGCGAGAAGGAGGAGCAGCGCAAGCUCGAGGAGGAGGAGAAGCAGCGCUUGGAGCGCGAGGAGGCCGAGAAGAAGGCCAAGGAGGAGGCAGAGAAGCAGCGCGUGGAGGUGGCCGAGCGGCUCAAGCGUGAGGAGAAGGAGCGCGAGGAGCGUCGCAAGCGAGUGGAGGCGAUUAUGUCGCGUACCCGCAAGGCAGGAGGAGCUGCCAGCACCCCUGCCAAGGACUCCAACGACAAGGCAGCUAGCGCCACAUCAGCAGCUCCUGCGGACAGCAGCAGCAGCAAUAGCGACAGCGGCAGCAGCAACAACUCGGCUGGAGGCUCGCCCAGCAGCACUACAGAUGCCAAGCCAGCACAGGAAGCGGUCACGGAGCCGCCAAACAGCCAGGCUAUGUAUGAGCAAUCGGUGCUAGACAAGGAGAACUCGCUCAUCAACAGCUUCUCCUCGAUGAUCAUCGAUGAGAAUGCCAAGAACCUGCAGCAGGUGAGCAACGGCAAGUUGCUAGUAGACUUUGAGGGCAGCAAUGCGGCCCCGGCGGUGGCCAAUGGCAAUGGUCACAUCGAGAGUGUCAACAACAAGAACGACAUCAAUCUGCUGCAGGAUGUGGUUGCUCCAGUUGCCAGCCAACUGAUCGAUCUGAGCAUCGAGUCACAACAAGAUCUGCACCUGAACAACAACAACAGCUUGCUGACGAGCACAGCGGCAACCACCACGCUAGUCACUGCUGAUAGUCACGAGAAUAAGGAUAUAUCUUUGCUGUGAAUUGGAUGAUAGGAAACCAAAACCUGAUUGUGUUUUCGAGAACCGAAAUCUGGAUAUAGCUAAAUGUGUGUGGAGAGUUGGAGUAUUUAUUUAUAGGAUGAGAGAUCUAUAUGGGAAUGCGAAUGCGAAUGCUAGUGUGGAGAGCGCGUGCGACAAAUUAUGGUUACUAAAGAACACAGGAAAACAAACGUAAAAAGCUUAUAAAAACCUAUAUAUAACGUACACCUUAUAUAUACAUUUAUAUAGAUAGAGCUGAGAUCAGAAUCGAAAAGGGUUAUGAAAGGUAGAGCGAAGUGAGAGAGCAGCUGCAAGUUAUAAUUAGUUAAGAACUAAGACAAACCCUAAAAGAGAAGGCUUGGAAUAGAGGAGAAGUUGGGAUCGGGAUCGAGAUCCUCCUCCCCCAGAGUUUGGAGAUCGUUUGCGAAGCAAUUCAAUAUCAAAGAAAAAGAAACAUUUGAUGCAAUUUUUCGAUUCGAUUCGAUUCGAUGCGUUUCGAAUCUAAUUUAAUUACGAACUCGCUUCAAAAGUUGAAAGUGCAUGCUUACAUUUGAGUAUAACUUGAGCCAGACGCGAAGGCGGCGUAUAUAAUUGAAAAUUAUAUAAAGAUUAGUAGACAUGAAGCCCCCCUCUAGUUUAAAACAACGCGAGAUUCAGCGCCGCAAAACGAGCAAUAAAUGGAAAAGAAAAGAAGACGCGGUAUUGACAUACCAUUAAAACCCAUCCACAUCCACAGCGCCUCACUGCUUUAUUUUUGCCCAACUUUUGCACAGUGUGUUGUUCUGUAAGUUAAGUUUACUACAUACUACGUUGAGCCAACGAAUCGUGCGGUAUUAUUUAUUAAAAACAAAAAACAAAACAAACUAAAAAUAGGAAAACUAAAAUUCAAUUGAAAUUAUUUGCUGAUACUGAUCGGAAUCGAAAGCAAAUAUAGCUAGCUUCUGAUAUACACAUAUAUUCAAGCAUUGCAAUGCUGUAAUCACAGAUCACAGAGUCAGUGUGCUUGAUACACCUAGGAGAUCCCUAGUGGAAUAUUAUGAUGAUGUAAUUGUACUAUUUGUAGUAGGAGUCGAAAAUCUGAUUAUGCUUAUGUGUCUCGCCCCCUUUUUUGUAAUUAUAUAGCAAAGUUCUCUGUACAUUAUUGUCUAUUUUGCGUCUGCGUAUAUAUUUUUUGGUAUCACUUUUUUUAUACACUUAUAUACACACACAUUUAUAUUUGUAAUUUGUAUUUAUCCAUGUGCAACAAAAACAAAAACGAGAAAAUAAUAAAUUAUGAUGAUUAUUUUUUAAAGAGUCGUCCCCCCAUAAGAGAUUGUAAAAAUGAAAUCAAUUUAAAUAUAGUAAGAGAAAAGCAUCCCAUAUCCCAUAACCCAUAUAUAGUCUACACCCACUUGUAUCUGAGCGAAAGGGCCUUAAAAAACAGUUAGAACGAUGCAUGAGAGAGAGAUGAAGCGAUCGAUGGGCAGGCAGGAUUAUAUGGAACGUUUCGCAUGCGGAAACCGUUGAUAGAUUAAUAUAUAUAUUAUGUAAUGGCAAUAUGUGUAUGAAACUAAUAAGCCCUAACUUCUAGUUAAUUACUGCUUUCCUAUGUUAUAAACCUAAUGGCGAUAUAAUCAAAACAAAAGACAAACCCCCACGUAAUAAAUCAAAUGAUUGAUGCUGCAUUCGAAACCCAAACCGAAACCUUUAAAGAUCAAGCUGAAUUAUGUAUUUUAAUAUUAUAUAUAUCACACCAACACACACAGAACACAAAGAACACGACAAACAGAACAACAAACAAAUUAUACAAGCAAUUCCUCUAUUUAUUUUAGAACAAAACAAAAAAACACACACACUAGAAACACUAAAGAAUUUCGCUUCUUAUCGUAAAUCCACAAAAAACAAAAAAAAAAACAAUUGCAUAAUUUAUACGAUUACCUAAACAAAAUAUAUAAAUAUAUUUAUGUGAAUAAACUGUAACUAAUUCUCAAGGCAAAA
Messenger RNA from Drosophila kikkawai, 5804 nucleotides. It is a transcript of the gene ens, whose product is annotated as MAP7 domain containing protein ensconsin. Gene Ontology annotation, biological process: microtubule cytoskeleton organization. The record is from RefSeq and is a predicted model, not a curated record. Lineage: Eukaryota; Metazoa; Arthropoda; Insecta; Diptera; Drosophilidae. Gene Ontology annotation, cellular component: microtubule cytoskeleton.